AUGUCUCGUCUCCACUCUAUGGAGAUUCAAGGCAUUCGCUCUUUUGCCGAAGGGCAUCCCGAAAGACUCAGAUUUGAGACGCCCUUGACUCUUAUUGUAGGCCAAAACGGGUCCGGUAAAACUACCAUCAUUGAAUGCCUCAAAUUUGCCUUUACCGGAAUACAGCCUCCUAAUACCAAGGUCGGCGGCGCGUUUGUGCACGAUCCCAAGCUGGGCAAUGACAAGAUGGUCCGGGCCCUGGUGCGAGUAUCCUUCAAAUCUGCGGAGGGCGAUCCACUUGUCGUCGCCCGACGCCUAGAGUUGACUGUCAAGAAGAAUAGUCGUUCUCUCAAGUCUCUGGAAAACUCGUUGAACAUUAGCAGGCAUGGCGAGAAGUCUGUCAUCUCAUCUCGUGUGGCUGAACUUGAUAUUCGCAUACCCCAGGCUCUUGGGGUGUCGGCUGCGAUCCUUGACAACGUCAUCUUCUGCCAUCAGGACGAAAGUUUCUGGCCUUUGAGCGAUCCUUCCACGCUCAAAAAGAAGUUCGAUGAGAUUUUCGAGGCGCAGAAAUAUACCAAGGCAAUUGACAAUAUCAAGCAGAUCCGCAAGAAACACAAUGAGGAACUGGGAAAGUACAAAAUCAUGGAGGCUCAUGCGAAGACAGACAAGGAUCGAGCCGUCAAAGUUCAGAGGACUAUGUCCCGCCUCCAGGAAGAAGUGGAGUCGAUGCGGGCAAAAGUGGAAGAACUGGAAGAGAAAAUCAAGAACGCUCGGAGACUCGCUGAGGACGCUUGGAGGAAGGGGGAGGACUACGCUAGGAUUCUCGGGUCGUUGGAAGGGAAACGGAUCGAGGCCCAGGGCCGACAAAGCACCAUCGACAGUCUCAAACUUCAUCUCGAGGAAGUCAGCGAGCCGGAUGAUUGGCUACAGGAAACCCUCGAUGAAUUUCAAACAAAACAACAAGAAUUGAGGGACGAGAUGCGCAGAAGACAAGAAGAGUACAUUGAGCUUCAGGACCGGAUCAAAGAGCUUGGAAAAGAGCGCGAGCGGAAAGUCCAAUUAAAAGGUAAAUACGAGCAAGAGCAGGAGGAGCACGAAAGGCAGCUUGUCAGACGAAAGGAGAUGGUCAGAGAGGUGGCUGCGAAACAUCAAAUUCGGGGCUAUGAUGAUCUCAGCGACGAAAGCCAGGUCGAGGAGUUCCUGUUCCGAAUCAAGAAGAUGCUCAAAGAUCAACGCACCGCGCUUGAUCGUAUCAAGCUUGAGCACACUGCUGAACGGCGUGAAGCCCAAACCCUCGUCAACAGGUUGACUGAACGAAAGGCCGCCUUGCAAGACAAUAAAGUCAGCACAAGAAAACAGAUGGAUAUCAAUGACAGAGAAGCAGCUGACUUUCAGAGACGAGCUGACAAGAUCGAGGUAGACGAGGGCAGCAGAGCUGUUGUUGAGUCACGAAUUGACCACCUUAAUGCAAAGAUACGCCAGGCGAGACAGGCUGCAGAAGCCAGUGGUUGGGACAAAAAGCUUCAAGAAGCGAGCGCAGAGCUCCGCUCUUAUGAGGAUCUGAGCUCGCGCCUGAACGAUGAAAUAGUCCAUGCAACCAAGCAGGCCGAAGAACUGGCUAGACUAGCACACUUGAAACAAGAGCUGAAGGAACGCCAGCGAAGUCUGGGAACAUUGUUGAAUGCUCACAGCGAACGUAUCAACAAGGUGCUCGGAGAGGACUGGACUCCUACAACAGUGGAAAAGGUUUACCAGGGGGCGCUAGGCAGUGCCGCCGGUGAGGCGGCCUCGGCCGAGAGGGAAAGAGACUCGGUGGGUAGAGAGUUGGACCAGCUGCAAUUCAGGCAGAAGACAAUUCGAGACGACCUCGCACGCAAGAAGGCCGAAGCAGGCAAAUGCGAUAAGGAAAUUCGCCAGGUCGUCCAAGACGGCCCAGAAGGAUACGAGGAAGCUCUGCAGCAGGCACAAGCUGAUGCCGAAUACGCACGUGAGGACAGUGGUCAAUUUGCGGGUCUUCAUGACUACUACCUAAAGGUUCUAGAGACCCUCAAGAGUGAGAAGCCGGCAUGUCGAACCUGUGCGCGGACUUUUAAGGGUCCCAAUGAUCCAGCUUUGGAGAAGAUGAAGAAGCGCAUCGAAGGAUUGGUGGAGAAGACUCUGGCGCAGGCGGAAAGCACGACUUCAAAAGAGGCUGAAGCUGAGUACAGACGCCUGCUUGACCUGGGAAUUGUGAAUGAAACCUUCAAGAAGCUUGUCAAGACUGAAAUCCCCGCAGCCGAGAAAGAUCUGUCCACAUUGAGCGGAGAGAAGGAGGCUUUGCUUGCCAAGAUCGAGAAGCAUGACAAGAUUGUUGAGCAACGUCAGCAUGCGAAGCGUGAACUGGAGUCCAUUGGCCGAACGGUGGCAUCCAUCGCCAAAUACGACGCUGACAUCAAAUCUUUGAACGCCCAGAUCGAGGAAUAUUCCGCGAAACAAUCCCAGCGUGCUGGCGGGCGUACAUUGGAAGACAUACGAGAAGAACUCAACGCCGUUGCUGAAAAGGUUAGGGCAACACAAAAUUUAAUCAAUCGGCUUCGAACAGAGCAAGAGCAGUCUCGGGUUACCUUAUCUACCAUGGAACUCGAGCUUCGUGAUCUAAAGGGUGAGCUGAGCAACGUUGGCUUUCAGCUGGAGAAGAAGGCUUCACUUGCCGCCCGGGUGGAAGAAUUUCGUGCUCUGAACCAAAAACAAAGAGCCACGUUGGAAAAGCUCGACCAGGAUAUUGAGAAGCUGGAUCCGGAAAUCGCAACUGCUAAGGCCAAGUACGAGGACGUUGACCAACGAGCAUCCGCAAAGGAGCAGGAAAUGUCUUACGAACAGUCCAAGCUCAGUGAAAGUGUCAGUGGACUUGAUAUCUUGAAUGACCAGGUGCGCUCCUAUGUGGACCGGGACGGCCCAAACCAGCUUGCACGCAUUAAUCGAGAACUCGCCCAUCUGGAGCGAGAACUGGAGCGGAUGCAAGGACAACAAUCGCAAUUGACUCGAGACAUCAACAAGAUCAAUGAUCAGAUUCGGGACAGUGAGGCUACGCGACGUCGAUAUUCGGACAAUCUGCGAUAUCGCCAGGAGACCAGAGCGCUUGCGCAGCUGAGGAUAGAGAUCGAGGAACUCGAGAGCAAGAAUGCGGAGGCAGACCGAGACAGGUUCCAGAAGGAAUCAGAAAAAUGGACUCACGAACACAACAAGCUCAGUGCGUUGCAGGCCGGUGUCAUGGGAGAGAUGAAGUCCAAAGACGCCCAACUCGUCGAGCUUCUCCAGGAUUACAAGACAGACCUGUCGGAUGCUGCGAUACGAUACAAAGAAGCACAUAUCAAAGUAGAGGCCACCAAGGCAGCUGUGGAAGACUUGGGCCGAUAUGGUGGGGCCUUGGAUAAGGCGAUCAUGAAAUACCACAGUCUCAAGAUGGAGGAGAUCAACAGCAUCAUCGAGGAACUAUGGCGGAAGACAUACAAAGGCACCGACGUUGAUACCAUCAUGAUCCGAGCCGACAAUGAAUCUGGACGGGGCAAUCGAUCGUACAACUACCGGGUGGUGAUGGUCAAGAGAGGAGCUGAGAUGGACAUGCGAGGCCGAUGCAGCGCGGGACAGAAGGUGCUGGCCAGUAUCAUCAUCCGACUGGCACUGGCCGAGUGUUUCAGCGCGAAUUGCGGUUUGAUUGCACUGGACGAGCCGACGACCAACCUGGACCGGGAGAAUAUUGAAAGCCUGGCACAUUCGCUCCGCGAUAUCAUCAAGUACCGACAGCAGCAAGCGAAUUUCCAGCUAAUCAUCAUCACACACGACGAGGACUUUUUGCGCCAGAUGGACUGCGCCGAAUUCACCGGAUAUUACUAUCGCAUCUCGCGUGAUCAGAUGCAGAACUCUAUCAUUCGGCGACAGAGUAUUACCGAAGUACUCUGA
Molecule: messenger RNA, 3918 nt
Organism: Exophiala dermatitidis NIH/UT8656
Lineage: Eukaryota; Fungi; Ascomycota; Eurotiomycetes; Chaetothyriales; Herpotrichiellaceae
Product: DNA repair protein RAD50
Exons: 1
Coding region: 1-3918 (1305 amino acids)
Biological process (GO): telomere maintenance via recombination; telomere maintenance via telomerase; double-strand break repair
Cellular component (GO): Mre11 complex; condensed nuclear chromosome; nucleus
Molecular function (GO): single-stranded telomeric DNA binding; ATP hydrolysis activity; G-quadruplex DNA binding
Source: RefSeq, a predicted model, not a curated record